AUGGAUCAGCAUGUGCUGAUUGAUAAAGAACUGGAAUACGAUUCACUGCCGUGUUGGUGCGAACAUUCGAAGCACAAACACACGCGUCAAUCUGUUUACCAGCUGGCAAAGAUCAAAGAAAACGGGUCUUUAAAAUUUAUCAAUUUGGACAAGUUCCGGAAAAUGCUGAAGUCAAACGAAUUCGUUGGACAACGUAAAGUAGCCAUAAUCAGUAUCGUGGGGACGUACCGAAGCGGCAAAUCGACACUUCUGAAUAUCUUGUCACGAUAUUUAGCAUGCAGUAGCACGACCACCAGAGACUGGUUGUACGACGACGCUUCGGUGAUACCGCGCUAUUGCCGGAAACGACUUUUUGAGACAUCGUCCGCUCAGUUUGUCUGCACUAAAGGCAUGUGGAUCACGGCACAUCCCUACCUGAUGCCUAAUGGGUUGGCGGUGUUCCUCGUUGAUAUUCAAGGGCUUUUUGAUAAUCAUCUCAACAGCAGCCAAACUGACUCGGAACUCUUCUACGCUUCUACUCUGCUUUCUUCCACAACGAAUCCACCAGUCCCUUGCACACAUCGCUAUCAGCAGUGA
This is a messenger RNA of Paramacrobiotus metropolitanus, 576 nucleotides long. RefSeq names its product guanylate-binding protein 5-like. Gene Ontology annotation, molecular function: GTP binding; GTPase activity. The coding region runs from base 1 to 576 and encodes 191 amino acids. The transcript has 4 exons. NCBI's taxonomy places the organism in Eukaryota, Metazoa, Tardigrada, Eutardigrada, Parachela, Macrobiotidae. The record is from RefSeq and is a predicted model, not a curated record.